AUGAGCGACGAAGGAGGAAAUGGAAUGGGUGCAAGAUUUAACAAUUUAACUGAAGGCCUCAAUCCAGAAAAAAUAGAUUACGCAAAAUUGGUCAACAAUAUAUGGAAUUAUCUCAGAAGUUAUACUUCAGACAGUCCGAGACCUCAAUUCAGUCCAGAUGUUCUUGUGAAACUGUUUCAGAAUAGUAACGAAGUGUUGAGACGUGACGAUAUGGUUGUUAAAGUCAAGGGACCAGCAAUAAUAUUUGGUCCUUUGUACGGAGAAGGAGAUUCAUUAAUCACUUUGAUCAGUCUUUCUAAGAAAUUACCUCCAGAAGUCACUUACGUAUUCCUUGGGUGCUAUCUGGGUCACGGAUUCGCUCAGCUUGAAUGUCUUUUCUUCUUGCUUGCCUAUAAAAUGUUGUUCCCUGGAAAAAUAAUUCUUCUGAAAGGACAUCACGAAGAAUCAAUUUCUAUGGAAAUGCUGAAAGUGAAAGAUUGGAUUUAUGGAAGAGGAAUAGUCGAGGAAGUACAUAUUGAAAAUGUGCUUAAAGAAAUGAAGGAGACAUGUAGUUCAAUGUCAGCAGCGGCACUUAUCAACUCGAAAAUUCUCUGUAUGCCAGGAGGUCCUGGAUCAUUGAUGCGUGAAAAGGGGUUGAAACAUUUGAUCUCUAUUAAGAAAGGAUCACAUUCGAUUGGAGAGAAAAAACUACUCAUGGAGGCAUCUUGGUCGGUUUUACUUGUUAAUGAAUCACAAAAAGAUAUGCAUGGAAUGCCAUUCUUCACGGGGCAACAAGCGACUGAUUUCUGCAAAAAGCAUCGUCUGAAAUGUAUAGUUCGUGGAAGGCAAAUGGUAGACGCAGGAUUUCUGAGUAAGCCGAAAGAAGUUUUAACUUUGAUUUCGGCUGUUGCAUACUUAGACAAUUUCCGUAACUAUGCAGCAGUUUUGCACAUUGAAAAGGGAAAGGGUCGAAUCAUUCGCUAUAAGAUGGAAGAAGGCGAACAACUGUCUCUGGAAUUGGUGAAACCAGGAAUGGGAAGAAAUGCAGUCGUUUGA
Messenger RNA from Caenorhabditis remanei, 1035 nucleotides. RefSeq lists its product as uncharacterized. The record is from RefSeq and is a predicted model, not a curated record. Gene Ontology annotation, cellular component: nucleus; cytoplasm. The transcript has 4 exons. Gene Ontology annotation, molecular function: protein serine/threonine phosphatase activity. Lineage: Eukaryota; Metazoa; Nematoda; Chromadorea; Rhabditida; Rhabditidae. The coding region runs from base 1 to 1035 and encodes 344 amino acids.